Molecule: messenger RNA, 795 nt
Organism: Trachymyrmex septentrionalis
Lineage: Eukaryota; Metazoa; Arthropoda; Insecta; Hymenoptera; Formicidae
Exons: 3
Coding region: 236-760 (174 amino acids)
Source: RefSeq, a predicted model, not a curated record
UGUCCGUGAAAAGUCGUUUGUAUUGUUAGUUCUACAAAUGCUGCCUUCAGCAAACAAGUUCAGUGCAAAUUUGCAGAUUUCUAUCAAAAAGUAACGAUAAAAAGGAGCGAUACACGUCAGAAAAGUGGCUAAUCGCAAAAAAUUCCGACGAGGAAAGAAAGGAGAUAAAAAACGCCAGUCGAAAUCAACGAUAAAUUUCGAUACUUCUAAUAAAGUAAAGCUAAUCAUUUACAAAAUGAAGAUACCGCUUCUGAUUCUUUGUCUGGCUGUAGUGUACAGUACCUGCCGGACAUAUGAUGAAGAAGAUCACGUGAUUAAAGCAAUACAAAGUAAUGGAGAUUAUAAAAACUAUGCAAAUAUGCCUUUUGAAAGAUCUCUCGCGAGAUACAAAAGAACCAUUUUAUCACCAGUUCCAGCUCUGAUAAACACACUCUUAUGGGGACUUAACAAUGUUAGAUCUACAGAUAAAAACUUCAUGACUUUUAUAAGUGAUUUAUUAACUAGAAAAAAUGAUUUAAAUCAGAUUAAGAAAAUUAUCCAAGACAGUUUCGAAAUAAUCACGGAACCAGUUAAUGCAUUAAUUGACCAAAUAUUUCAAAUCGCAAUCUACUUGUUUCUAAAUAUAUUUCUACCCGCUUUGCACACGGUGCUGUUUAAAUUAAUGAACACUGGAUUGUUGCCCUCACAAAUAGAAGCUCUGAUCAUCGGAUUCGAUAUGAUUUAUAAAUGUUUACAAUUUACUGGAUAUGUCCCAUACUAAAUGAAAUUCAAUAAUAAACGAUUUAUUAAGAUCGU